Molecule: messenger RNA, 471 nt
Organism: Podarcis raffonei (Aeolian wall lizard)
Lineage: Eukaryota; Metazoa; Chordata; Lepidosauria; Squamata; Lacertidae
Product: E3 ubiquitin-protein ligase LRSAM1-like
Exons: 3
Coding region: 1-471 (156 amino acids)
Source: RefSeq, a predicted model, not a curated record
AUGCUGGACUUGAUGGGCCUUGAUCCAGUAGCCAGGCUCCUCUUACGUUCUAAAGUAAUUAUAUUUCUGUCUGUUCUGCAGACACUGACCCUAGAUGCCUCGUCCAUGUCCUACCCGUCCAAUGACAUCUGCAGCGCUGGCACAGAGGGCAUCCAGCAGUUUCUGUGUGGAGAAUUAGGAAUCGAGUACAAUCCUCCCUCCCAGUAUUUACUCCCAGUGUUGGAACGUGACGGAGGUGAGAUUUCGGUGGACGGAGUCGGCAGGAUGGUCAUGAAAUAUGCGGAGAAUGAGGCUGAGUGGCAGGUAGUUGCUGAAAAGCAGGCAGUGGUCUUCAAGUCAGGGAUGGGGAGCGUAUGGCUCCCCCAGCUUGUUCCAUUUCUUCACUGGAUCCGCCAAUUUCUGUGGGACAGUAUUAUUUACGUACACGAGUGGCCGUCAUAUAAUAAUGAUGAUGAUGAUAGUGCCAUCUGA